AUGGAGACAGGGAAAGAAAGGUUUCAUUCAAUCUCAAGCCAAUCAUGCUUUCUUCACCUUGAUCACUGCUACAAUCUCACAAUUGUUCCCGUUUAUGUUGAUGACAUCUUGGUUGUAGGCAAUGAUGUCUCUCAGGUCUCUCACUUCAAGUCUGUUAUUUCCAAUCACUUCAAAACCAAGGAUCUUGGACCCCUAAAAUAUUUCAUUGGACUUGAAGUUGUUCGAUCUCCUUCCGGCAUUUUUCUUAAUCAGCAAAAAUAUGCCCCAGACAUUCUUGAUGAUAGUGGUCAACUUGGCUCCCAUCCUGCUCCAUUUCCCAUGGAACAAAAUCUAAAGCUUAAUGACACUGAUGGUGACCUUCUACCUGAUCCCACCCCUUAUCGACAGUUAGUUGGGCGCCUCAUUUAUCUCACCAUCACCAGACCUGAUAUCGUUUUUGCAAUGAAUAUUCUCAGUCAAUUCAUGCAUGCUCCUCGGAUUCCUCACAUGACAGCUGCCACCCGAGCCCUUCGCUACAUUAAAGGCACUCUAGGUCAAGGCAUUUUCUUUUCUUCUUCUUGUGAUCUUCAUGUCAAUGCUUACAUUGAUUCCAAUUGGGCCAACUGUCCUACCACUCGACGCUCUACCACUGGUUUCUUCAUCACACUUGGUUCUAGCCCUAUCUCUUGA
Juglans microcarpa x Juglans regia is the source of this 669-nucleotide messenger RNA. RefSeq lists its product as uncharacterized. Bases 1 to 669 code for a protein of 222 amino acids. The transcript is spliced from 2 exons. Lineage: Eukaryota; Viridiplantae; Streptophyta; Magnoliopsida; Fagales; Juglandaceae. The record is from RefSeq and is a predicted model, not a curated record.